Messenger RNA from Octopus sinensis (East Asian common octopus), 462 nucleotides. RefSeq names its product kielin/chordin-like protein. NCBI's taxonomy places the organism in Eukaryota, Metazoa, Mollusca, Cephalopoda, Octopoda, Octopodidae. The transcript is spliced from 5 exons. The record is from RefSeq and is a predicted model, not a curated record. Gene Ontology annotation, molecular function: peptidase inhibitor activity; protein binding. Bases 31 to 462 code for a protein of 143 amino acids.
UCUUCUCAACCGGGAGCAAACUUCGAAGCCAUGCUGAAAUAUCUCACUGUAUUCUGCCUCUUCUUGGCGGUCGCUGCAACAGCGAAAUUCUGCAGACACAAGGGAAAACUUUAUCCAGUCGGGAAGAGUUUCAAAGAUGAUUGUAACACAUGUACUUGUGGAAUGCAAGGUUUUGCUAUCUGUACCAAAAUCUACUGUGGACCUCCAGUUUGCAAAUACAAAGGUAACACUUACAGAGUGGGACAGAGUUUCCAAGAAGAUUGUAACCUUUGUUUCUGUAGAGAGACAGGAGUUGGCUGUACCAAGAAGCAGUGUAGAAGAAGAGCUAGCGCGAGACGUAGUCUUUUACCAACAACCAAAGGAUGCAUUCGUAUUCGCAUCGAUUGGCGGAAAAGAAUCCGUAACAUCAGGACCUUAAAAAUGGGUCCAGUUAAGGAGGAUGAGAGAACAAAGAAGGUUUGA